AUGCACUGCCUCGCGCACCCAGAUGGAGAGCUUGCCACGUCGAGAACAGCGUCGAAGAUGGGAAUACCGAUGGCGUUAUCGUCGUACGCUACAACAUCAUUGGAAGAUGUCAUUGCACAGGGUGGUGAGAACCCGUACAUGAUGCAGAUGUGUAUUGUGAAGGAUCGAAACAUUACCACGCAAUUACUCAAGAGAGCAGAGAGUUGCGGAUACCGAGCGCUCUUCCUUUCGGUUGAUGUGCCCCUCCUCGGCCGCCGAUUAGGCGAAAUGCGUACGAAUUUCACAUUACCCGAGGGCAUGUCGUUUCCCAAUUUGUUAUGGAAAGGGUUCGACGAAUUCGGUGCGCCAGAUGGCAAAGACAACGGGCCUCAAGCUUUUGAUGACACCAUUGAGUGGGACGAGAUCAUCCCUUGGUUGAAGAAGAACACCAAGAUGCAGAUCUGGCUAAAGGGCGUCUCUUCGCCAGAAGAUGUUGAGCAAGCGAUAGCGGCAGGCGUAGAUGGAAUUGUCAUCUCGAAUCAUGGCGGGCGCCAGCUAGACGGCGUUCCUGCUACCCUUGACUCCCUGCGACAGUGUGCACCAAUCGCAAAGGCCCAUAUCCAAGUUGCGGUAGAUGGCGGGAUAAGAAGAGGGUCUGAUAUCUUCAAAGCCAUUGCCCUUGGCGCUGACUUUUGCUUUCUUGGAAGGAUCGCUAUUUGGGGGCUUGCUUACAAAGGCCAAGAAGGUGUUGAGCUUGCCAUCAAAAUCCUUUUUGAAGAAUUCAAGUCGACAAUGGCACUAGCUGGGUGUCGAUCGGUGAAGGAGGUUACUCCUAAUCAUUUGAGCGUUCUAGAGCACAACGGUGUUCUAGCAAAAUUGUAA
Messenger RNA from Ascochyta rabiei, 861 nucleotides. Its product is annotated as (S)-2-hydroxy-acid oxidase. The record is from RefSeq and is a predicted model, not a curated record. Lineage: Eukaryota; Fungi; Ascomycota; Dothideomycetes; Pleosporales; Didymellaceae. The transcript is spliced from 3 exons. Gene Ontology annotation, molecular function: FMN binding; oxidoreductase activity. Bases 1 to 861 code for a protein of 286 amino acids.